AUUUGAAUUGUGUUAUGUUGGCAGACUUGAUUCGGCUGUCAUUUGUAACACAAUACCAACUUCACUUUCUUUUUUGAAAUACCUUCAAAUAGUCGGUUACCCAAAAUGACGAUUCGCCCAGCAUACCGACCAAAAAUUGUGAAGAAGCGCACAAAGCGUUUCAUUCGCCAUCAAUCAGACCGAUAUGCUAAAUUGGCACCAAACUGGAGGAAGCCAAAAGGUAUUGACAACCGUGUACGUCGCCGCUUCAAGGGACAGUACUUGAUGCCAAAUAUUGGUUAUGGAUCGAACAAACGUACUCGCCAUAUGCUCCCCACUGGCUUCAAGAAGUUCCGAGUCAACAACGUUCGCGAAUUGGAGGUCUUGAUGAUGCAAAAUCGCAUCUACUGCGCUGAGAUCGCACAUGGAGUUUCGUCGAAGAAGCGCAAGGAAAUUGUAGAACGCGCCAAGCAACUGUCAAUCAGAGUGACAAAUCCAAAUGGUCGCCUGCGAUCACAGGAGAAUGAAUAAACAUGAAAUUGUUCUUUUAUAAGAUGAAA
Hermetia illucens (black soldier fly) is the source of this 539-nucleotide messenger RNA. It is a transcript of the gene RpL32, whose product is annotated as 60S ribosomal protein L32. Gene Ontology annotation, molecular function: structural constituent of ribosome. The transcript has 3 exons. NCBI's taxonomy places the organism in Eukaryota, Metazoa, Arthropoda, Insecta, Diptera, Stratiomyidae. Gene Ontology annotation, cellular component: ribosome; cytosolic large ribosomal subunit. The coding region runs from base 106 to 510 and encodes 134 amino acids. The record is from RefSeq and is a predicted model, not a curated record. Gene Ontology annotation, biological process: translation.